AUGGCGCUGUGGUACUCGCUAGGAAUCGCGUUCUUUGCCGCCAUCGGCACGUUCUUGUUUGGGUUUGACACCGGGAUCGCGACGACGACUAUCGCGCAUCAAAGUUGGAUUGAUUAUAUGGAUCAUCCCUCAGAGGGAUUAACAGGAGCCGUUGUCGCGGUUUAUAUCGCCGGCGAGGCACUAGGUGCCCUUACGCAAACUUUUAUCGGUGAUAAACUCGGGCGCAUCCGGUUUAUGCAGCUGAUGUGUGCGAUUGUCACCAUUGGCACGGUCAUUCAAACCGCCUCGGUGAAUAUCGGCAUGUUUCUUGCUGGCCGUGUAUUAGCCGGAUAUGCCGUUGGAGGAUUGGUCGCUACCGUCCCCAUAUACCUCAGCGAAAUCUCCGACCCCCGUUUCCGUGGUCUGAUCGGCGGUAUCUCAGGAUGCGGCAUAUCCUUCGGAACGAUGGCAUCCAACUGGGUCGGAUUCGCCUGUGGAUAUGCUCCCUACGGCGCCGUGCAAUGGCGCCUACCACUCGGGAUCCAGAUCCCAUGGGGCAUAGUAAUGUUCAUCGGUCUCUCGACUUUCAUGCCCAACUCGCCCCGCCAAUUAAUCCGAAGCGGGAAGGUCGAUUUGGCCCGUAGCGAGUUCACGCGGAUCCGGCGUGGGGCCCAGACGUUGGAAGUGGAGGAGGAAUUUGCGCUUAUGCAGGCGCAGAUUGAGUAUGAGAUGGAGCGCGAGAUUACCUCUUAUCGGGAGAUCUUCCGGGUGUUCCGAUCUCGGGUGAUGGUCGCUAUUGCGGUGCAGACGAUGACGAGUUUGACAGGUGUCAAUGUGAUUCAGUAUUACCAAACUAUUCUGUAUAAGUCGCUCGGUAUUGGAUCGCAUACGAUCUUGGCCCUUGCUGCAGUCUAUGGUACCGUGGCUUUCCUGUCGAAUGCUAUCACGACAAAGUAUAUGACGGACCAAUGGGGCCGCCGGAAAAUGUUGAUCACUGGUCUGGCCGGCAUCGUGCUGAUUGAGAUCUACGCUGCAGUGAUGCAAUUGAAGUUUCAAAAUACUGAUAACAAAGUUGGCAAGGGGUUCGCAAUCUUGGGGAUUUAUCUCUUUGUUGUUUGUUAUUAUGGUUUCCUCAACAGUACAACAUGGCUGUACGGCGCAGAGGUUCUUCCCAUUGCUCUUCGUAGUAAGGUGAUGGGCAUUGCAGCUGCUUCUCACUUCAUUGUCAACGUUGCCAUCACCGAGGCCGGCCCCAGUGCCUUUGCCAACAUCAAACAGAACUACUAUUAUGUGUUCGUGGCAUGUACACUUUUCUUCCUGGGAGUAGCGUAUCUCUAUUUCCCUGAGACCAAACAGAAGACCUUGGAGGAAGUGGCAGCCGCGUUCGGCGACAGAGUAAUUCAGGCAGACGAUGGGCCCAAGCGAACAUCGGUGAGCCAAGCGGACCACGUCGAGUCUACUGCACAAGAGGCCUGA
This is a messenger RNA of Penicillium verhagenii, 1455 nucleotides long. RefSeq lists its product as uncharacterized. Gene Ontology annotation, cellular component: membrane. Lineage: Eukaryota; Fungi; Ascomycota; Eurotiomycetes; Eurotiales; Aspergillaceae. The transcript has 11 exons. The record is from RefSeq and is a predicted model, not a curated record. The coding region runs from base 1 to 1455 and encodes 484 amino acids. Gene Ontology annotation, biological process: transmembrane transport; carbohydrate transport. Gene Ontology annotation, molecular function: carbohydrate:proton symporter activity.